Messenger RNA from Cyclocybe aegerita, 609 nucleotides. The record is from the annotation of a GenBank genome assembly. NCBI's taxonomy places the organism in Eukaryota, Fungi, Basidiomycota, Agaricomycetes, Agaricales, Hemipholiotaceae.
AUGCCUUCUGCACGCAAAUGCUCCGUCUGCAAUAAAGUGGAAACCUCAGAAAAGCCGAUUCAGCGUUGCGCGCGCUGCCAGGACCGGCUCUACUGCGGAAAACAAUGUCAAAAAGCAGACUGGGAAGCGCACAAGGGCUCCUGUCGAGCAAAGAUCGGUCUUGCUUGGUACGAUCGCUACAGGAAAUGCAAAGAUGGGAGCCGGCACGAAGGCAAACUCGAACUUAUCACCUGGCCCUCGCCUAGAGAAGGGUUGGGGUGGGGGGCAUGUUUUGCGGAGGAAUCAGACGACCUCAAGCGGAAGUUCGAAGAGGAAUACGGAGGAGAUGAAGCGAAGUUUUAUAAGUACUGGCCGCAAGGGUUCCGGUGGACUUGUUGCGGCACCGAUGCCGGGAUGAAAUGGGGAUGCGAUCACCAUGGGACGGGAUCGAAGCCGUGUACUUGCGAUUUUUGCAGGAUGGGGAAGCAGCUACCCGACAGCAUCUACAAGAAACAGAGUGCGCCCCGACAUGGCCUCAACCUUUCGCGCGGUCCCGAUCCACGCUCGUUCCAUCCUUCGCUCGCUCAGGCAGCAGCUGCUGGAAGAUCCGUGAUGGGUCUAGAGUUGUGA